This is a messenger RNA of Halteromyces radiatus, 1035 nucleotides long. RefSeq lists its product as uncharacterized. The transcript is spliced from 7 exons. NCBI's taxonomy places the organism in Eukaryota, Fungi, Mucoromycota, Mucoromycetes, Mucorales, Cunninghamellaceae. Gene Ontology annotation, biological process: negative regulation of transcription elongation by RNA polymerase II. The annotation marks the transcript as partial. Gene Ontology annotation, cellular component: NELF complex; nucleus. The record is from RefSeq and is a predicted model, not a curated record.
AUGUCUCGACAAGUUCUUAUUGGUCCUGCCGAUGACAAAAUCAAGGAGAUCUUAUCACAACAAGAUCCAAUAGAUGCCAUUCGAAGUAUUCAACAACAGUAUGGACUUGAUCUGAACGGUAUCGAUGCUACUUAUCCUCUAUUAGAUCUUUGUGGUUAUUCACGACUUGAAAUACACCUUGCUAUAUUAGAUCAACUCAACAAAGCGGUCAUUACCAAAAUCAACUCUUCUUCUUUUCAACUUGAAGAUUUUUAUGACAUUUUCGACCGCACUUUCCCAUAUAUCCAUAUUCGACAAAUGCAACCUAUCCCUAUGGCAUUAUUGAAUAAAUUUGAACGACAUAUUGAGGACGACAUAUUGGAGAAAUUAAAAAGUGAUCUUACCGUCUUUGAAAAUUGUCCUUUGAAUAUCAAAAAACGUAUUUGGAAGAAAGAUGAAUCUUUUUUUCAACAACAAAUGCUUGGUAUGUUGAAUGAUUAUCACCACGACGAAGGUUUACAGUUAUUAGCCAUGAAUCUCAAGCCUGAUAGUUACCAAGAAGUUAUUGAAGAAAGUUUAUGUUCCUUACGAGUUGACAUAUUGAUGAAUUUCCAUGACCAAGAUGUAUCAGAGGAAUGUUUUGAUGAUGUUACCAAUGGAACAGCCCUUUAUGGUGAUUUUGCCAUGGUAUUGAUGGAUCCUCUCAUCUCCAACUUUUUGUCCUCUUGUAUUGUACGAUGGUUACGGAAGAGUGUUGAUGAAGAGGCUCCUGAAAAUUUAGAAGAAUUGAUCAGUUAUAAUGCCAAAUUACUCAAUCUUGCUCAAUAUGCACCAACUGCUGUUGCCAACAAUGCUAGGAUCCCAAAACUGGACAAGGAUUUGAAAGGACGAUAUUGGAACAAUGUAUGUAAAUUGAUUAUUCAAGAAAACGCAAAUACGUCGGUAGAAUUGGAUCCCAACGCUGGACGAUUGAUUCAAGAAAUGCUGAACAAGAAUGAGGUGGCUCGCAAAGUAUUUGUUCAUUAUCUUUUGGAUCGAGUGUAUGAAAAUGAUAUU